AUGGCCCAGAAAUCCAAAGUUAUUGAAUACAUUGAUGAAGCUUUAGAAAAAUCUAAAGAAACUGCCCUUUCUCGCCUUCUUUUCUCUUAUCAGGGGAUCACUUACCCAAUAACCAUAUGUACUGCAGAAACUUUCCAAGCACUGGAGCACUUUGAAGCCAGAAGAGAGGACAUAGUGCUGGCAUCUUAUCCCAAAUGUGGAUCAAACUGGCUUCUCCAGAUCUUUAGUGAAUUAAUAUGUACUAUCUCCCCCCAAAAGUAUGAACAUCCAGAAUUUCCAGUUCUUGAAUGUGGAGACCCCGAAAAAUAUCAGAGGAUGAAACAAUUCCCAUCUCCGAGGCUUUUGGCAACUCAUCUCCAUUAUGACAAACUGCCCAAGUCCAUCUUCAUAAACAAAGCCAAGAUACUGGUGAUGUUUAGAAAUCCAAAGGAUACAGCAACAUCUUUCUUUCAUUUCCACAAUGAUGUCCCUGAUAUUCCAAGCUAUGGUUCUUGGGAUGAUUUCUUUAACUAUUUCAUGAAAGGACAAGUUUCUUGGGGAAGUUACUUUGAUUAUGCUGUCAAUUGGAACAAUCACCUUGAUGAUGAAAACAUUAUGUUUAUACUAUAUGAAGACCUGAGAGAGAAUCUAUCUGCAGGAGUGAAACAAAUAGCAGAAUUCUUUGGAUUCUCUCUGACGGAGGAGCAGAUUCAGACUAUUUCAGAUCGGACCACCUUUCAAGCAAUGAGAGCAAAGUCUCAGGAAACACAUGGUCCAAUUGGGCCAUUCCUUUUUCGAAAAGGUGAAAUUGGAGACUGGAAAAAUCUGUUCAGUGAAACUCAAAGCGAAAGAAUGGAUGAAAAAUUCAAUGAGUGUUUAGCAGGCACUUCACUGGGAGUGAAAUUGAAGUAUAAUAUACAUUGUAAAGCUUAACUUUAUAUUGGUUGGAUCAAAUGAAAUUUUUUUUCUCUUUUUAAAGUUGCAAAGAAUGGACCCAAACUGAAAUUUGUAAAUGUUACUGAGAAAGUGAAUGUUUCAGAUAUACUGUGUAUUCUUUUGUAU
Sarcophilus harrisii (Tasmanian devil) is the source of this 1041-nucleotide messenger RNA. It is a transcript of the gene SULT6B1, whose product is annotated as sulfotransferase family 6B member 1. Gene Ontology annotation, molecular function: sulfotransferase activity. The record is from RefSeq and is a predicted model, not a curated record. The transcript is spliced from 7 exons. Gene Ontology annotation, cellular component: cytoplasm. Bases 1 to 912 code for a protein of 303 amino acids. Gene Ontology annotation, biological process: sulfation. NCBI's taxonomy places the organism in Eukaryota, Metazoa, Chordata, Mammalia, Dasyuromorphia, Dasyuridae.